This is a messenger RNA of Megalops cyprinoides (Indo-Pacific tarpon), 353 nucleotides long. RefSeq names its product 40S ribosomal protein S28. Lineage: Eukaryota; Metazoa; Chordata; Actinopteri; Elopiformes; Megalopidae. Gene Ontology annotation, biological process: translation; ribosomal small subunit assembly; maturation of SSU-rRNA. The transcript has 4 exons. The record is from RefSeq and is a predicted model, not a curated record. Gene Ontology annotation, molecular function: structural constituent of ribosome. Gene Ontology annotation, cellular component: cytosolic small ribosomal subunit; ribosome. Bases 28 to 237 code for a protein of 69 amino acids.
ACUUCCUUUCUGCCUCAAGCCGCCAUCAUGGACGCCAGUCGCGUGCAACCCAUCAAGCUCGCUAGAGUCACCAAAGUUCUCGGAAGAACAGGCUCCCAGGGCCAGUGUACCCAGGUCAGAGUGGAGUUCAUGGAUGACAGCAACCGAUCAAUCAUCCGCAACGUGAAGGGCCCAGUUCGAGAGGGUGAUGUGCUGACCCUUCUAGAGUCUGAAAGAGAAGCCAGGAGGCUGCGCUAGAAAGCAAGCUCUACAGGGGGAAGAGAUGGAAAUAUGGUCUGCAGUGAAGACAAUUCUGCAGUGUUUCAAAAGCCAAUGUGUACAGUUUGACAAUAAAAAUGAUUGGAAAUGAGCUG